AUGAAGAGGAGGAAGAAAAGGAGGGCGGGGGUCAGAAGGAAAGAGAAAAUUAUUGGAGGGGUAUUAUUUUUUUUUGCUGCGAUGCCCUUAAACCCCGACCCGAACCCACCCAAACCCUCCCGGAAGCCCGACCCGUCCGCCCCCAAGAUCACCCGACCCUGCUCCGAGUGCGGCCGCAAGUUCUGGUCCUGGAAGGCCCUCUUCGGCCACAUGCGCUGCCACCCCGAGCGCCGCUGGCGGGGCAUCGACCCCCCGCCUUGUCUCCGCCGACCCGAAACCCCCUCCUCCGCCGCCGCCGACGGCGGCGGAAACUCCUCCUCCAAGGAGGAAGACGAGGAGGAGGAGGACAACGAGAUCGCCGCGUGCCUCCUGAUGCUGGCCGGAGCGCCGCCCGCCCCCCUCCUGAUGCUGGCCGGAGCGCCGCCCGUCCCCCACCUGUCUCCGGAGCACUAUUCCGACGACCUGGGCCCGCCGGCGACCUUCGAGUGCUCCUGUUGCAAGAAAGUGUUCAGUUCCCACCAGGCGCUCGGGGGCCACCGUGCAACCCACAAGAACGUCAAGGGCUGCUUUGCAAAUACCAAUAAGAACAGCAUUGACGGCCAGGAUUUCAUUGAGGGCUGCUGCUCGGUCGACAAUGAUCAAAUAAUCGUUCAUGGGCACAAAUGCAGCAUCUGUUUUAGGGUUUUCUCGAGCGGGCAGGCUUUGGGAGGUCACAUGAGGUGCCAUUGGGAGAAGAUCGAUGAACCGAUUUCUAGGGUUUUCGGGUUCGAUUUGAAUGUGGCUGCCCCGGUUCAUGAUGACGAUGAUGAUGAUGUUUGUUAUUCGGGCCGGGCUUUGGAUUUGAGGUUAGGGCUUUGA
Molecule: messenger RNA, 858 nt
Organism: Striga hermonthica
Lineage: Eukaryota; Viridiplantae; Streptophyta; Magnoliopsida; Lamiales; Orobanchaceae
Source: the annotation of a GenBank genome assembly